GCUCCUUUUUAGUCGCCGUCCUGCAUCAUUCCAUCUAGCUUGCGUAUUGAUUGGGAUGAUGGAUGUCCCAGGGCAUAUGAUAUUUCUAAAUGUCGUUGUGGUUCUGGACACUGCACACUUUGCGGUUGCGAUCUGCUUGAUGGACAAGGAGAUCAAGCAUAUUGAAAUAGACCAAGCAAGUGGGAAACAGCGUAUUCUACGCUGGGUCGUAGUGCGCUCGCCUGGCCAGUCGCUGCCAACCGCAUUGCUUAAUGCCGUUCAACGUCCGGUCCCCCAAGAGGACAUCAUGACUCGCGCUGGUGGCACAGCCGAUACUGGAAUAAUGGACAAAGCAGAGACUUGGAAAAACACGCAUCUCCGAAGCCAAAUUGGCUAUCAUGACCAUGAGGUGAAUUCUCUCGAGUUGGAUCCCUACAACUACGCUGAGGAAAUCCGGCGAGAGGACUCUGUCUUGGACAACUGGACCCCGCGGCAGGUCACGAAGGAGGAGCCCCACAUAUGGCAAGACUUGGCGCAAAGUCUUGCAUCUGUUGCAGAUCCAAGAGAUUUUGGAUCCCGCGCACAUCGGGAUAGUUUGCGCUCGAUAAAGCCCGAAUCCGGAUCAAAUAGUAUUUAUUCCUACCUUCACCAAAAGUUUUCUCCUUAUAAACUUUCCCGGAAAACGGUAGAUUUCUACACACCUUCAAAAGUAAAUUCCACUCAGAUUCCUAUCGACGUGGAUGCCCCACACACGGCACGGGAUGCGCGACUUCUGUUACUUACUGUCGCGCAACAUGUACUCACUGAUGUUGAUCAUGAGACAUUAGAGAGCUUUGUGGAUGAAGUAAUCGAUAUUUGUAAAACCAAUCAUAAAAGCGAUCACGAUAAGGUCAAUGAAAUCAAGACCCUCAUACCAGGAGGUUGGAAGGAAGAUGCUGACCAUGAUACAUUGGUGGAUAUGAUAACGUUGGCUGAGGGCGUUGCAAGAUUAUCAGACGUUGUCGAAGACGGACCUGACGCAGGCCAUAUUCUGGAUGGCAAAGAGAGAGAACGAGUCAUCGAUAAUAUUGGAGAAGAGGAUCCCCCGAGAGUUUUUGGUAGGCAGGCUUACGUAGUCCCGAAAACGAAUAGGGUAAAGCAAGCGUUGAUGGGCGACAACGCGGACACCGACUUUUCAUACUCUGAUGAUGACUUGGCUGCAGUGGAACACGAUGUCGAAUAUAUACAAGUUGAGGCUGCAGACGACUGAGGAAUACUUGGCGCUUCCAUCAAUUGUAAAUAACCUCUUGUUGCUAAUGUAUGUAAUGUAUCAUAAAUAAACUUUCUCUACUCGGGGAAGUAUAUCCUUG
Spizellomyces punctatus DAOM BR117 is the source of this 1328-nucleotide messenger RNA. RefSeq lists its product as uncharacterized. NCBI's taxonomy places the organism in Eukaryota, Fungi, Chytridiomycota, Chytridiomycetes, Spizellomycetales, Spizellomycetaceae. The transcript is spliced from 4 exons. The record is from RefSeq and is a predicted model, not a curated record. The coding region runs from base 56 to 1228 and encodes 390 amino acids.